CGGCGGCUUCGGGAGAGGGACGCGUUCUCCGCGCUGUUCCGCGGAGGUCGCGCUCCUACGGCCGCCUUACCCGAUGGAAAUCCUUGGAGAAAAGCCAUACGAUUGGGUAACUCGCUUCCUUUUCGAUGGCGGGUUUUGUUUUGGAGACGAGGAUGCCGGCGGGGCGCGGGCGGGGCUCCCGCGGGGAGGGUGACGGCUCCGCUCAAAAACCCGUCGGCCGCCGCGGAGCCGGUCCGGCCGCCCCCUCCCCGCGAUGGUGACAGCAGCGAGCGGGCGGCGCGGCCGCACCCCGCACCGGGGCGGUCACCGCGGCUCCUCCGCACGCUGCCCGCGCAGACCCGAGCGGCGGCGGCGACCGGCGGCGGCGGCGGCGGUGGGGGGGGGACACAGCCCGCAGGACCUGCAGGCUUUCCGCGACUACGGGGAGAGCUGGUACCGCUCCCGAAAGGGGAUGGAGAGCCGCUUCCAGCCGCGGGAGCCGCUCGCCCGGCAGCCGCAGGUGACAGCCGAGGCGCGCUGCAGGCUGGUGAGCUGGCUCAUCCCCGUGCACCGGCACUUCGGCGUCUCCUUCGAGGCGCUCUGCCUGGCCGUCAACAUCCUCGACCGCUUCCUCUCCACCACCCCCGUGGCCGCCGAUUGCUUCCAGCUCCUGGGGGUGACGGCGCUGCUCAUCGCCUGCAAGCAGGUGGAGGUGCACCCCCCCAGCGUGAAGCAGCUCCUCGCCCUCUGCUGCGGAGCCUUCACCGGCCAACAGCUCCGCAACCUCGAGUGCAUCGUCCUGCACCGCCUGCGCUUCGACCUGGCGGCGCCCACCGUCAGCUUCUUCCUGGAGCACUUCAGCCAGGUGCGGCUGGAGGCGCGGGGCGCCGAUGCGGGGGAGGCUGCCGAUGCCCGCAGUCUGGCGGGGGGCUUCGCCGAGCUCAGCCUGGCCGACUACGCCUUCACCAAAUACGCGCCCUCGCUGCUGGCCGCCGGCAGCCUGGGUCUGGCGGAUCGGCUGCUGCGCCACCGCAGCCCCCUGGACCUGCGGGUCAGCGGCUACCCCGAGGGGCUGCUGCGGGACUGCAUGGACCAGCUGCAGCUCCUGGUGUCCCUGAACGGGCGGUCCCUGCCCCUCCUCCUGCCGCCGGAGCUGGCCCAGAAGUGCCCCUGGCUGCGGGGUGACAGCGGGUGACAGCGGCGGUGCCCCCGUCCCCUGUACCCCCAGCAAUGGUGCGGCGUGCCAUUGCCGCGUUUUGUCCCAGAGCCGAUGGGAGUCCGGUCAAACAGGCGGGAGUGGCCCCGGAGCGUCAAAAAUCGGAUGGCGUUUUGCACGCGUUGUUCCUGUAUGUCACCUGCGCUCUCCCUGCUCUGUUUUUGGGGUUUUUUUUUUUAAGUUAUAGGAUCGUAGAACGGUUUGGGUUGGAAGGGACCUUAAAGCCCAUCCAGCUCCAACCUCCCUGCCAUGGGCAGGGUGAACAAUUUUUAUAUAUGGGUAUUUUUCUCUUUUUCUUUAAUUAAAAAGACCCUCAAAAUGCAAAUCAGCUACUGCUGGUUCCUCUCUCCUGCCUCUGGGGUCACUAAAUAUUGUGAUAUUCCAGCAGACUUACUCUGGCUAUUAAAAUUUGAUUUUCUUUCAAUAAUUUAGAAUUAACUAGGGGAGAAUUAAAGCAAAAUAUUAAUGUAAGUGGUUCAGUGGCCUCUUGCUAUGUUCACCCUGACCCCUUCUCCUUUUACAGGCAAACACAAGGUUAUUUCUUUUCUUUUAAGAGAACCACUCCUUUUUUCCAAUGACCUUCCCCUUUACACUUAUCUUUCUUUGCGCAUGGCAGGGACACCUCCCACUACAUCAUGUUGCUCAAAGCCUCAUCCAGCCUGGCCUCGAACACCUCCAGGGAUGGGGCAUCCACGGCUUCUCUGGGCAACCUGUGUCAAUGUCUCAGCACCCUCACAGUAAAAAGUGUCUUCCUAAUGUCUAAUGUAAAUCUGCUCUCUUUCAGCUUGUAACCAUUACUCUCCACCCUACCCCUGCACUCCCUAAUUGAGAGCCCCUCCCCGGCUUUCCUGGAGCCCCCUUUAAGUACUGGAGGCGGCUCCAAGGUCUCCCCAGAGCCUUCUCUUCUUGGAGCUGAAUGACCCCAGCUCUCCCAGUCUGUCCUCAUACGAGAGGUGCUCCAGCCCUCGCAUCAUCUUCAUGGCCCAACGUGUAAAUAGUAUACAGAACCUCAAGUACUGUGUUAUUUAUUUGAAGAACAGUCCAUAAAGUAAUGGUGGA
Cuculus canorus (common cuckoo) is the source of this 2254-nucleotide messenger RNA. RefSeq names its product cyclin O (gene CCNO). NCBI's taxonomy places the organism in Eukaryota, Metazoa, Chordata, Aves, Cuculiformes, Cuculidae. The record is from RefSeq and is a predicted model, not a curated record. Gene Ontology annotation, biological process: mitotic cell cycle phase transition; regulation of cyclin-dependent protein serine/threonine kinase activity. Gene Ontology annotation, molecular function: cyclin-dependent protein serine/threonine kinase regulator activity. Gene Ontology annotation, cellular component: nucleus; cytoplasm; centrosome.